ACCUAGGGGAAAGUUAAAAUGGAAUUAUUAUAGAUUAAAUGCAUAUUAGAGACACCAUAUAUAGGCAUAGGGAAAUUAACAGACUUCCUUCUUAUGAAACUAAACACCACAUUGAAAUGCUAGUCCAGUGAAUAAGCUCCUUCACUCCUCCCAUGCAAAUGAUUCACUUUGAGUAAGUCCUGCUAACACGACAGGCUCAUUUUCCACUGUGGACUCGUCUGGUGAUGAUAGACAAGUUCGUUACUGAAAAUAAGCUUGGGAAAGUUUUUUUUUUUUUACAAGAAUUUUUAACACAAGUUUAAACACAAGUAUGUUAGAGUAUUGAGUAGAAACGCGAUAAUGUUUUGCGGAUACUGGAAUGUGGACUUCAUACGCCUCCUGUGUUUCUCCCUCAUGCUGGCUGGAGUUGCCUCAGAAUCAGUGAGACCACCACCCACAUUUGAAAUCAUUGAGAAAGGAAAUUAUCUCAAUUUUCACGCAAGUGCCCCUGAAUCAGAAUCGCCUCACUGCUGGACGUACAUGUUUUGGUACAGAAAAUGCAAUGAGGAAAAAGUCACUACAACUGCAACUAAAGACAGCAAUUGGACAGCCAAGGUGGAAUACGAUGCUGCCUGCAAGUACCAUGUUCAACUGCAGGCAAAAUAUGAUACAACGUACUGUGGGGACGUUGAACUUGACAGUAACAUAAGCAAACCUGUGUAUUUCGGUCAGGAUGGUGAUCCAGAUUUGCCAUUUAAAGUGUCUAUGAUUGUCAUCCCUGUAAUAGCAUGCUCUUGUCUUAGCAUUGCUAUAGUGCUGUUUAGGAGACACAAGCAGAAAUUAUUCCCCAAAGUUCCCAGUCCAUCACAUUUCUUCAAUGAUAUGUUUGACAGGAACAAAGAAAUGACAAAGAGCCUAUAUGUGAGAGAACUCUAUGUGCCUGAUGAAGAGGUGGUGGAAGAGAUCCAACAAGUCAUGAAUUCUAAUCAGUAAAACAACAUAAAGGAUGAACAUGUUCUAGAUGAAGAUGAAGAUGCCCAACAACUCAGCAAAGGAGGAAUACAAUGCAGCUUUGCAGAUACACUGUAACCCUAGCCCUAACCCAAGUGCAACCAGAAUAUACUGUCUAAUGUGGUAAUUCUUGAUAUAUGUGCUAUAGCUCUGCAAGAUGUCAUCCUCUGCCUUAUUCCAAUCAGGUCUGGAGACCGAGAGGGUCAUGGCAGAAGCUCCUUUCAAAGUAUUUUUCUACUGAUAUUGUGCUGUUUUUGGAUUGAUGUCUUCCUGCAUUUCAUAUUUAACCCGAGUGAUACACGUCACUCUGACAUGACCAAAAAAAAAAAAAAAAGGGAACAGCAAGCCAGAAUUUGUUUUGUAAAAUGUUGUGUUGCUAUUGGGUGUCAGAACUGGAAAGGUCUUCAUAAACAUAUUCAUUUUUACAGCAUACUACUGAAUCUGACACCUUUCUAUGCCAACAGAAAAUGGUUGUAGUGAGGUUGUGGCUAAAUGCGAGAUAGCUAAGUCAUGUUCUAAGUGAGGAGUUGCCUAUAAUGUACAAGUUUUGCUAGCUAAAUUUGUUCAGCAAAAAUUUGCCUUUUGACUUUUUUUCUGUAUUUGCCCUGGGAUGUAAAUAAUAAUUAAUUUUUAUAUUCUUUCCCUAAUGCUUUUCUUUUCUUUAUUUUGGCCUUUUCCGCUCCUUCUUUUCUUUUUUUGUUGUUCACAGAUGUAGUCCUACAAGUUAUAAUGCUAACAUUACAUUUAUUGAAUCGCCAAACUGCGGCCUUCCCAAUUAGCCACUCCGGGAAUCAAUGCCUUCAAUUCCUCUCUAGUUUGAAUGCUUAGAGUUGCUAUGAGAUAUGUAUAUAUGUCUGGUCAUUUAGGACCACUUAGGAUCAUUUAGCCACUGACAGGACACCAAGCCAUAAGAAUCUUCUAGAGUUACACCAUUUGAAAGUGUUUGUUUAGCCAAAUAGCACUUCCUGUUUUUUUAGUGGUAAUCCGUAAUCAACAAAGUGGAUAACAUUUUAGCUAACGUGAAUCCAAAUCCUAAAUAAAUCCUAAAUAAAUUCUUUAUAGAUUCUUCAGUCAGAUUAUGUAUUAUGAUCAUGUAGCAUCAAGUUGCUUGAGUCACUCAGGUCUUUUUGCAACCAGUUGUGGGCAUAUCUCUUUUUCUUUACAUUAGUUUUUGGUUUUGUUUUGAUUGUUGAUAGAUAAAUUGUAAAGCAAAUGUACAUUUUCUAUCAUGCAAUGCAAAGCCCAUGCCAGCAUUUGCACUGCACUGCAGUAUGAGUGUAACUUAAGAAUAUGGAGUAACAUAUCUGUUGCUGUGUUCAACAACUCUUAAUAAAAUAUCAUUUAUUUUAA
This is a messenger RNA of Pangasianodon hypophthalmus (striped catfish), 2340 nucleotides long. RefSeq lists its product as uncharacterized. NCBI's taxonomy places the organism in Eukaryota, Metazoa, Chordata, Actinopteri, Siluriformes, Pangasiidae. The transcript is spliced from 7 exons. Bases 340 to 972 code for a protein of 210 amino acids. The record is from RefSeq and is a predicted model, not a curated record.